Schistocerca americana (American grasshopper) is the source of this 1554-nucleotide messenger RNA. Its product is annotated as S-adenosylmethionine mitochondrial carrier protein homolog. The transcript has 6 exons. Gene Ontology annotation, molecular function: S-adenosyl-L-methionine transmembrane transporter activity. Gene Ontology annotation, cellular component: mitochondrial inner membrane. The record is from RefSeq and is a predicted model, not a curated record. Gene Ontology annotation, biological process: transmembrane transport. Bases 122 to 967 code for a protein of 281 amino acids. Lineage: Eukaryota; Metazoa; Arthropoda; Insecta; Orthoptera; Acrididae.
UAGAAAUAAAACGUAAACUCGUAAAGUAGCAACCUCGUGAUAUAAAAUGAGAAAGAAGAGGAACGUGAAAUCAAACGAUUAAAUUACAGCCCCAUACUGUGGUACAGUACCAAAUCUCGAAAUGGAGCAACCUCUUAUAAUUUCAUUAAUUGCAGGUGGCUUGGCUGGAUUAACUGUAGAUAUAACAUUAUUUCCCCUCGAUACUCUGAAGACAAGACUUCAGAGUGCUAAUGGAUUUUGGAGAAGUGGUGGGUUUCGUCAUGUGUAUAAAGGUUUGGGACCAACAAUGAUUGGUUCCGCACCAACAGCUUCAUUGUUUUUUGGUACCUACAAUACAGUCAAAUCAAUUUGUAGGCCGUAUGCCAGUGAAGCUUAUUAUCCAUUGGUACAUAUGGGUGCUGCAUCAGUUGCAGAAGUGGUCUCUUGCCUUGUUAAAGUGCCAACUGAAAUUUUCAAGCAACGACAACAAGCUUCUACGCAAAAUUCAUCCUUGUUGUCCAUGUGGCGCCACAUCUAUGCCAAGGAAGGCUUUAUGGGAUUCUACAGAGGCUUUGCUAGUACAGUUGUCCGGGAGAUUCCAUUCUCCGUUGUGCAGUUCCCUAUCUGGGAAUUUUUUAAGCUGAGCCUCAGAGAAAUAAAGGGUGAUGAACUUAACCCUGCAGAAAAGGCACUCUGUGGAGCGUUUGCAGGUUGCAUUGCUGCUGCAGUAACUACUCCACUUGAUGUAGCGAAAACCAGAAUUAUGCUGGCAGACAAAGAACUCCAAGUUCCAGAGGACUACAAGAAACUGAAAAUAUCAAGAGUAUUAAGAAAUGUGUAUUCUGAAAGAGGAUUUAAAGGGUUAUUUGCUGGAUUUCUGCCCAGAAUCACAUGGAUAACACUUGGUGGUGCUGUAUUCUUUGGCAGUUAUGAAGUUGCAGUUGAUAUUUCCUCUUAUAUGUUGAAACAGAUUGAGGUUAUAGAUUGAGUAGUGUGUGUGUGUUAAUAGUUUGUAUAACAUGCAGAAGUGAUGUGCUCUGAGGAGCUUUAAAGUGCCAAAGAAGCCUAGCCGAAGCUAGCAUUGGAACUUGUGGGGAGCUGCAGGCCCAUUUUCGUUAAUUGCUGAGACAGUGCAACUGCCUUGACAAGAUCGCUUGAAUAUGUAUUAAAGAAUGGGCCAUUGCACAUGCACUCAUCAGAGAGAAUUUCCACACUGUGCACUUCUUUAUUAUCGGGUCAUACUUCAGUUGUGAGCAGUAUUGCUGAAGUGAUUAUGGAUAUAUGAAAAAUAUACACUACAUUCACUGCACAGAAGGAGUUUGGAUUGCAGCAAUAUGCAGAUAACAAAGAAUUCUGAACAUCUGGAACCAGGGACUUUUUCUUUAGGAGCUACAUGGAAAAAAGAAAUGGCAACGCAUGCUGCUGAAGAAAGUUUUUCACAUACAACACCAUAAAAUGUUCAGCUCCAAAAGCUUGAUGUUUGCUAAUUCUGCAUCGCAAUAAAAAUAAAUAAAAUUAGAUGGCAAAGUUGUAUCAGAGAAGUGUAUGAAAUAUAUUCAGCAUCCACUGGCACAA